Prunus armeniaca (apricot) is the source of this 1194-nucleotide messenger RNA. The record is from the annotation of a GenBank genome assembly. Lineage: Eukaryota; Viridiplantae; Streptophyta; Magnoliopsida; Rosales; Rosaceae.
AUGGCUUCAGUGGCAGCUGCUGCACUAGCUUCGCUCUCUUCUUCACUCUCUUCUUCACUCUUCUCCAAACCCUCACUCUCUCUCAUACCCAUCCGUACACUCCCUCGCAUCACCUGUUCCCUCUCUACUUCUUCUUCUUCUUCCUCUCUAGAGUUCAACAUCACCUUCGCGCCACCUAAGCCCAAGCCCAAACUCAAACCCGACUCCGCAGAGCCCGACCCGGAGGCUCUCGCCGGCCAGCUCAUCAUCCCGUGGAUCGUCCGCGGCGAGGAUGGCAACCUCAAGCUCCAGUCGCACCCUCCUGCGCGUUUCCUCCAGGCCAUUGAGACCAAGAGCAAGACGAAGAAGAAGAAGGAGAGCGCUGAGAAGCGCGUGCCCACAGCUGAGCCCAAGUAUUCAAAAGCCGCUCGUAGGUUCUACAACGAAAAUUUCAGAGACGCUUCGCAGCGGCUCAGCAAGGUUCUCGCUGCUGCCGGAGUGGCGUCAAGGAGGAGCAGCGAGCAACUUAUUUUUGAUGGGAAGGUCACUGUGAAUGGCUCUGUAUGCAAUACUCCUCAGACUCGAGUUGAUCCUGGAAGGGAUAUCAUAUACGUCAAUGGAAAUCGGCUUCCAAAGAGACUGCCUCCAAAGGUUUAUCUUGCCCUUAACAAGCCUAAAGGGUACAUUUGCGCAUCUGGGGAGAAUAAAUCUGUGUUGAGUCUAUUUGAAGAUUAUUUGAAGACUUGGGAUAGGAGAAAUUCCGGAAUACCCAGACCACGACUAUUUACUGUUGGCCGUCUUGAUGUUGCUACAACUGGGUUGAUCAUUGUGACUAAUGAUGGAGAUUUUGCUCAAAAAGUAUCACAUCCUUCAUCAAACUUGUCAAAGGAAUACAUUGCCGCAAUAGAAGGUGUAGUCGGUAAGCGGCACCUGUUAGCCAUCAGUGAGGGAACAGUCAUUGAAGGCGUCCAUUGCACCCCAGAUUCUGUGGAGUUGCUACCACAACAGCCAGAUAUGUCAAGACCCCGUUUGCGUAUUGUGGUUCAUGAAGGGAGGAACCAUGAAGUACGAGAACUAGUGAAAAAUGCUGGACUUGAGAUACAUUCAUUAAAGCGCGUACGCAUAGGUGGUUUCAGGCUUCCAUCAGAUCUUGGGCUUGGAAAGCACAUGGCUUUAAAACAAGGCGAUCUUUCUGCCUUGGGUUGGAAGAGUUAG